Molecule: messenger RNA, 3255 nt
Organism: Cladocopium goreaui
Lineage: Eukaryota; Dinophyceae; Suessiales; Symbiodiniaceae
Source: the annotation of a GenBank genome assembly
AUGGCCAGCAUACCGGAGAUCUAUCCCAAGCUGCGGGAAGCACUGGAGCGUUUUCUCCAUGACCAGGCAGAGGUGGAGAGCAAGUGUCUUGAGUUCUGCCUGUAUUGGUUGUCAAAAAAAUUGCAACAAACCAGGCGGGAAGCAAUCAGUCGGGCACGCGGUUUUGUAGAAAAGUUUCGAAAGGUCACGGAGAUGGACUUGGCAGAGGAAGACAUCGUGUCAAUGGAGGAUCUCGCUGUGGCCUGUGCCAAAUCUCAAUUCUGGGACAAGGAUCUCUGGCAUCCAAUACAGACUCAUUUUUAUCUGAAGAAAUCGGACGGAACCUGGAUCGCACCUCACAAGUGUGGCAUUUCGUGCCAUUCGGAAUGUGAUCAAUUAGCCUUGGAAGAGGAAAUGUCCACCUAUGCAGAAUUCUUUAAAUCUUGUCCAUAUGAGCACCAAUCAGACGUGACAAUGGUUGCAGACGAUCUUUUGUGCCUUUUGAAGCCCCUGCCGGUGGAAGAGGAGUUGCUUCCUCCUGAAGGGCGAACAGAUCUGCGGAUUUGGGAGAUCUUUGCAGCUGCAAAGGCGCAGCAGAGGCAGUUUAACAUGGUGGCCGUCUAUGCAAACUGCCUGCCCGAAACCAAUGAGUUGGUGCAGUCAAUGCAGGCCAAAUUCAAAAGCCUCCUGAUAUCUUUCAAACGGGUGCAGUUGCACCUGGAAGGAGAAAGACUUCUUGGCAGAGAGCUCAGCUCCAAGAUGACCGGCUUCGCCAUGCGGCUCAAGUCCUGCUGCCGAGGAGUUGUGGGAAAUAUGACCUCGGAGGAAUACGACCGCAGCAAGGCCACCCGGCGCUGGUCACAGCUCUCGGCCGAAGCUUCGCAGAUUGCAGCUCAGGUGAAGGAGCUGGACAAUUCCCUGGGCUCAUGGAGCCUAGUCUCAGGAGGUGGAAGGCCUAUCGAAAGCUCGGAAGUUGGCAGCAUGGCAUCUGGCCAUUCGGUUGACAGCCAGUCCUCCUGCCUGUCGGGCCAUGGUGGCCCUCACUGUUUUUUGCCCUCCUACCUCUUUAAGUCCUUGCAGGCCGAUGACAAGUUGUCAUCGAAGUCCUCCGUUUGGGCCAAUGCAAAGGAUUUGCAGAAGGGCUGCAAGAUCAUUGCGGCGGAUGGUACCUUGGUAGAGGUGAUCAAGUUGGAGGUGCAGAAGACCAACAAACUGCUCGAGUUGGAGAUUGAUGACGCAGCGCCGUUCACCACGACCCCCAGCCACCGCAUCAUGGUCCCAUCGGAUGGUGACGACAUGACCAUCAAGGCGGUCGACCUGAAGCUGGGGAGUUGGGUGAUGUGCAGCGAUGACAUGGCCAAGAAGGUUGAGGAACAAGAGGUGCUGGCCAUCACCUUCCACCCAGACAAGGCCGUGGCGUGCUUCCUGCCACCCGAGGAGCCCGUCGUGUUGACCAAGGGCCGAACCCUGAAGCCGCCGCGCCGCGGUGGGAUGGGCGGCCGCAGCGUGAAUCAUGAGCUCAUCAGCAUCCCAGAUACGGCAGCGGGUGAAUAUGAGGUGUUCUGCGGACCGAAGAGUCAGCGAUGGUGCUGCAAUGUGGUGAGUUUGCAGAAGAUACGUAGGAUUCGACCGCCAAACCGAGUGGAUGUGAAACGGCUAAGCACGGUGAUGGGUGCAGGUGCCAAGGGCACUGGUGGAAAUGUGCCAGAGACGCUGCUGCGAUCAGCCGUGGAGGGGCUGCUGAAGACGGUGGCUCGAGAGGACCUGGGAAUCCUGCUGCCAAGGCCGUUGGAAUCCAUGGCCAGCAUACCGGAGAUCUAUCCCAAGCUGCGAGAAGCACUGGAGCAAUUUCUCCAUGACCAGGCAGAGGUACAGAGCAAGUUGGCUGAGUUGAAAGGCGAACCUCGGACGUCGGAAAAAAUGCAACAAACCAGACGAGAAGCAAUCACUCGGGCACGCGGUUUUGCAGAAAAGUUUCGAAAGGUCACAAGGAUGAACUUGGACGAGGAAGACAUCGUGUCAAUGGAGGAUCUCGCUGUGGCCUGUGCCAAAUCUUGGUUCUGGGGCAAGGAUGUCUGGGAACGAGAAUAUUUCGAUACUUUUGGACAUUAUGCUUCUUGUCCAUAUGAGCACCAAUCAGGCGUGAAAAUGGUUGCAGAAGAUCUUUUGUGCCUCCUGAAGCCAGUUCAAGAGGAGUUGCUUCCUCCCGAAGGGCCAACAGAUCUGCGGAUUUGGGAGAUCUUUGCAGCUGCAGAGGUUCAGCAGAGGCAGUUCAACAUGGUGGCCGCCUAUGCAAACUGCCUGCCCGAAACCAAUGAGUUGGUGCAGUCAAUGCAGGCCAAAUUCAAAAGUCCCCUGUCAUCUUUCAACCAGGUGCAGUUGCACAUGGAAAGAGAAGGCCUUCUGGGCUCCGAGCUCGGCUCCAAGAUGACCGGCUUCACCAUGCGGCUCAAGUCGUACUGCCGAGCAGUUGUGGGAAAUAUGACCUCCGGGAAUUGCGACCGCAGCAAGGCCACCCAGCGCUGGUCACAGCUCUCGGCCGAAGCUUCGCAGAUCGCAGCUCGGGUGAAGGAGCUCGAGCUGCCUGAGGUCAAUUCCCUGGGCUCAUGGACCGUGAUCUCAGGAAGUGGAAGGCAGAUGGAGGACUUGGAAGUUGGCAGCAUGGCAUCUGGUCAUUCAGUUGACAGCCAGAUGUCUUGCCUCUCAGGGCAUGGUGGGCCGCACUGCUUUCUGCCUUCAUACCUCUUCAAGUCCUUGCAGUCGGAGGGCAAGUUGUCAUCGAAGUCCUCCGUUUGGGCCAAUGCAAAGGACUUGCAGAAGGGCACCAAGAUCCUUGCAGCAGAUGGUACCCCCAUAGAGGUUGUUAAGGUCGAGAAGCAGUUGGCCAAGAGACUGGUUGAUUUGGAGAUUGACGAUGCAAUGCCGUUCACUACGACGCCGAACCACCGCAUCAUGGUCCCAAAGGACGGGGAAGACAUAGUGACUGACGCCACCAAAGAGGCGGCAAAACUGGACGUGGGGCAGUGGGUGAUUUGCAGCGAUCGGGUGGCCAAAAGAGUGAUCGGAAUAAGGAAAUACCUUGUUGAAGAACAGGAGGUCUUGGCAAUCACCUUCGAUCCGGACAAGGCCGUGGCGUGCUUCCUACCACCUGAGGAGCCCGUCGUGUUGACCAAGGGCUUGACCCCGAAGCCCACUCGCCGUGGUGGGAUGGGCAGUGGUGCCAAGCAUGAGCUCAUCAGCAUCCCAGACACAGCAGCCGGUGAGUAUGAGGACUGA